Strongylocentrotus purpuratus (purple sea urchin) is the source of this 3641-nucleotide messenger RNA. RefSeq names its product cyclin-dependent kinase 17. Gene Ontology annotation, molecular function: ATP binding; protein kinase activity. Gene Ontology annotation, cellular component: cytoplasm; nucleus. The transcript has 15 exons. Bases 558 to 2069 code for a protein of 503 amino acids. The record is from RefSeq and is a predicted model, not a curated record. NCBI's taxonomy places the organism in Eukaryota, Metazoa, Echinodermata, Echinoidea, Camarodonta, Strongylocentrotidae. Gene Ontology annotation, biological process: protein phosphorylation.
UCCGUACGUAUAAUGCUGCGAGCUGUGCUUUCCUGGGAAGUUGUUUAUUCGAAGCUUAAAUGCUAUCCAGUCAUUGGAAUGCACUCUAUGUGAUUUUUUGACCAGCCUGAUUGAGAAGUCUGAUAUUACUCGCCUAUGAAACACCCAUCCAAGUCUCUACUUGUAUGCUCUUGAAUGUGGAUGUACCGACUUUCCAUGAAUUGCAAAUGAUACCUGCUGAGACCACCACUGUUUGAAUCGCAGUACUUGUAGACCAGCUGAACACACCAUGAUGUCUUCUGUGCGUCACAUCCUUCUGCAGCAUUGGCCCUAGAGUGGAAACACAUUAGACAGAUCCUACCGAUAGUUUGAACCUCAUCAAGAUUGCAUUGGACCUCAGGAAAAGGGAAUAGUACAGGACGGAUCAGAUCGUGUUCUUCAACUCUUGGAAAUAGACAUUACCUAGAUCAAUUGCUUGAGUAGAUCCUGCACUAAGACGAUCACAUCAUCGUAAAGGCCGGAGUUUGGAAAACUAAGGGCUCAUUCCCUGUAUGUAGCAGACUAAAGACUAAAGCAAAAUGAAGCGAUUAAAGAGGCGAUUGUCGCAAUCCUUCCGUAGCAACUCUGUCAUUGAGGACUCUCUUUCUGAGUUGACAGAGAGCAUGAGUAUUGAGGAGAAUGGCACACACUGUACCAAUGGCACCACCAAUGGAACCACCAAUGGAACCACAAACGGUACUACAAAUGGUACAAAAGAAGAGAUCGUGACCCAGAAUCGACUACGCAGCUCCGAUGGAGAGAGCGACCAGACGUCGGGCGCUUCAGACGAGAGUCACACCCCAGUCAGAAGACGUCAUAGACCAGGGAGACUACAUCGGAGAUUCAGUGAGGAUAUCUCCAAGAGGCUAUCCCUGCCCGUUGAUAUGCGUCUUCCUGAACAGUUCAUUGAAAAAUACAGCCUUAGCCCUCCAUUUGAAAAGAUGAGCAGGAGAUCAAGAAGAGCAUCACUGUCAGAAAUAGGUUUCGGCAAGAUGGAGACGUACACCAAGUUGGACAAGCUAGGAGAAGGGACGUAUGCAACAGUAUUCAAAGGGCGGAGUCGUCUGACAGACAACCUAGUGGCUCUCAAGGAGAUCCGAUUGGAACAUGAGGAAGGGGCACCCUGCACUGCAAUAAGGGAAGUAUCACUUCUUAAGGGACUGAAGCACCACAACAUCGUCACACUACACGACAUAGUACACACAGAGAAAGCACUCACACUAGUCUUUGAAUAUUUGGAGAAAGACUUGAAACAGUACAUGGACGAUUGUGGAAGUAUAAUGAACAUGAACAACGUGAAGUUAUUCUUAUUUCAAUUACUAAGAGGACUGGCGUACUGUCACAAACGGCAGGUGUUACACAGAGACCUCAAACCUCAAAACCUCUUGAUCAAUGAGAAAGGGGAACUCAAACUGGCAGACUUUGGUCUUGCCAGAGCUAAAUCAGUACCUAGUAAGACCUUUUCCAAUGAAGUAGUAACCCUAUGGUAUAGACCUCCUGACGUCCUCCUAGGGAGUACCGAGUACUCAACAUCCAUUGACAUGUGGGGAGUUGGAUGUAUAUUCUACGAGAUGUCGGCAGGCCGACCCCUCUUCCCCGGCUCUACCGUAGAGGAUGAACUUCAUCUUAUCUUCAAGUUCCUUGGCACCCCCGAUGAUAAGACAUGGCCCGGCAUCAGCGCUAACGAGGACUUUGUCUCCUAUGGCUUCCCUGGCUACCCAAAGGAGCCUGUAGUGACUCAUGCACCUCGGCUGGACCUGCAGUGCCAGGACCUUCUAGAAGACCUGCUCAAGUAUGAAGGAAAGAACAGGGUGUCAGCUGCCAAGGCAAUGAGACAUCCUUGCUUCAACUGCUUUGGUUCCAAGAUACACACAUUGAGGGAUGUUCAAUCAAUAAUGGACUUACCGGAAUGCCAGCUGUCCAGAGAUCCCGGUAUCCGCUCAUCCGCAGUGCCUAGCACAGAGGAUUCAAGGGGGAGAUCGAAACAGAAUCUUUUUGUAAAUCACAGGCCCCUCUCGUGGGCGACGCCAGAGCAUGCACUUUUAACGUGACAACGGACUUUAAAACCAAUGACUGCGAUGAAGCUUCCAAGUUUGCCGUGACGGAUUUCAUCAUGUAGGAGUGAUACCGGAUGAAUAGGGGCAUUAGGUCCUCCUCCUUUCUUGUAGAUCCUACAUAUGAACCAACAGAAGGGGGAGCCCUCCCUUGAACCUGGUGGCAACCGAACGCUUGAUGGAAUACAGGACGGCCGACUCAGUGAGAAUAGACCUUUUAAAUUGUUGUGAAAUUCCGUCGUAUCUUAAGUGCCACUCUCUCACUUUUUUCAUCUCACCUUUCGCUAUAUUUGUUAACUACCCCGACCAAGAGGAGGUAAGCAAUAGACAAAGGAUGAUGCUGCUAUCGCCUCGUUUCUUCUGUACGGAUGGGUAGCACCUAGAUGUUUUGGAAGUGCUUUGAUAGAUGAGAGAAUGGCAAUUGGCUUGCCUUGGUAGUAGUGAGCUUGUAAAGGAGAAAGCAUGAUAGCUGUAGGAGUACUCUUAACAAUGGUUCUGCCUGAGGAAAGAUAAUCAUCCUUCCUAAUAGUCAUCUGCUGCUCUGAGAGAAAGCUUUCCUCAUCCUCAUCAUCGUCAUGGUAAAGUCAUCGUCUGUGAUGAAGAAAAAGAAUUGUAGAAACUAUUCAGUACUUACUGCUGUACUGAUUCGAUACAGAUCAACGAGUCAUUGGAUAUCAACUGAACUAAUAUGAUAGACAUACAAUCGCAUGUCUGUUUUUUAGCUAAAUCUUUUUCAUAAAUUAUUAAUGAAAUCAUGUGUACAUUAAUGUAAUUUGUUAUUGAGAUGAAGGAUGCAAAGAGAAUCAAAUUAACAAGUGUGACUUGUUUCUUUCCUAGUAGAAAUGUGUAGGUUUGAUACUGAAAUUGGUCUUGAGAAUAGUAGUGAAUUAAUCCUUCUGUGGUUUCCUUAUCUAUUUAUACCCUUUUUGAAACAGUGGGAAACGCAACAUUAAAGUUGUUUAUGCUGCUAUUACAGACUACAUGUGUAUUCAAUAUACAUGGCUUUAAUGACUUACCGGUACACUAUGUUAUUUAGGAAUAAAGUAAUUGUGAAAUUCCUGCAGUUCUUAAAUGACGUUGUUGUUCAGCAUAGAAUAUGUCCUAAUUGAAUAAAAAAUAGACAUCACCAAUGGCUGUUCAAAUGGUCUUAUGUAACUGUGUAACGCAAAGAAUUGGUUCAUUACAAUAUACGUAGCCUCUGAAACCAAAACGGUUUAAAAGGAAUGAGAGCAUGACAAGUCCUUUUAUUGGCAACAUGUUCAAAAUUCAAAAUCAACUCUAUCAAAUCUCUUAAAUUUUGAAGACUCCACAAAGUUUUCAACAAAGAAGAAAACAGUGAAGACAAAAAAAAAGAAAAAGAGAAGGAACACGCAAGUAUGUAAGCUACCGGUAAUAAAGCAGUGCACUAUCACUACUGUUGUAUAAUUUGAAGUACCACAUUCUUUUUAUGAUGCAUAUUAUUAAAUACUAAAUAAGCUUUGAUUUUAAAAAGGAUUUAACUUAUUUUUGGAGAUAGCAUCAGCAAAAAGUACACCAAACCAGAGAACAGAUGGCCAAUUCUAAGGUGUA